GUGCGUGGCCGCCCGGGGCCAUGGCGGCGCUGUGCGUCGUCUGCUUACUUCUCGGGGCAGUGUCCUGGCAGUCGGUCUGGGCCUCGGGCGAGGAGUUCUGGCCCGGCCAGUCGGCGGCCGACAUCCUGUCGGGAGCAGCGUCCCGCAGAAGGUACCUUCUGUAUGAUGUCAACCCCCCAGAGGGUUUCAACCUCCGCAGGGAUGUGUACAUCCGAAUCGCCUCCCUCCUGAAGACCCUGCUGAAGACUGAGGAGUGGGUGCUGGUGCUGCCCCCCUGGGGCCGUCUCUACCACUGGCAGAGCCCCGACAUUCACCAGGUCCGAAUUCCCUGGUCCGACUUUUUUGAUCUUCCAAGUCUCAACAGAAACAUCCCCGUCAUUGAAUAUGAGCAGUUCAUUGCAGAGUCCGGUGGGCCCUUCAUCGACCAGGUGUACGUCCUGCAAGGUUACGCAGAAGGGUGGAAAGAGGGGACCUGGGAAGAGAAGGUCGACGACCGGCCCUGCCUUGACCCGCUGCUGUAUUCGCAGGACAAGCACGAGUACUACAGAGGAUGGUUUUGGGGUUACGAAGAAACAAGGGGUCUAAACGUGUCCUGUCUGUCUGUUCAAGGAUCGGCAUCCAUCAUCGCGCCUGUGCUUUUGAGAAACACGUCAGCACGGUCCGUGAUGUUAGACAGAGCCGAGAACCUCCUGCACGACCACUACGGAGGGAAGGAGUACUGGGACACACGGCGGAGCAUGGUGUUUGCCGAGCGCCUGCGGGCGGCAGGCGACGAGUUCCGAAGCAAACACCUUAACUCCACGGACGAGGCCGACGGGAUCCCCUACGAGGAGGACUGGACCAAGAUGAAGGUCAGGCUGGGCUCCUCGCGGGGGGGCCCGUACCUCGCCGUCCACCUGAGAAGGAAAGACUUCAUCUGGGGCCACAGGGAGGACGUGCCCAGUCUGGACGGCGCUGUGAAGAGGAUCCGCAGCCUCAUGGAGAGCCACGGGCUGGACAGAGUGUUUGUGGCCACAGACGCUGUCAGGACGGAACACGAGGAGCUGAAAAAGCUGCUACCGGAGAUGGUGAGGUUCGAGCCCACGUGGGAGGAGCUGGAGCUCUACAAAGACGGGGGUGUGGCCAUCAUCGACCAGUGGAUCUGCUCACACGCCAGGUUCUUCAUCGGCACCUCGGUCUCCACGUUCUCCUUUCGGAUUCAUGAGGAAAGAGAGAUCCUAGGGCUGGACCCCAAGACCACGUACAACCGCUUCUGUGGGGACCAGGAGAAGGUGUGCGAGCAGCCCACGCACUGGAAGAUCGCGUACUAAGCUGGCACCUCGGGGGCCCCAUGCCUUGCACCCGUUUUACACUCAGUGGGCUUGCUGGCUUCCUGUAAGGACACAGGUCACCAUGGGGUCACUCCUGCCCCUGGCCAGCAGCUAGACA
Molecule: messenger RNA, 1428 nt
Organism: Artibeus jamaicensis (Jamaican fruit-eating bat)
Lineage: Eukaryota; Metazoa; Chordata; Mammalia; Chiroptera; Phyllostomidae
Gene: POFUT2
Product: protein O-fucosyltransferase 2
Exons: 9
Coding region: 21-1310 (429 amino acids)
Biological process (GO): protein O-linked glycosylation via fucose
Molecular function (GO): peptide-O-fucosyltransferase activity
Source: RefSeq, a predicted model, not a curated record